Messenger RNA from Dictyostelium purpureum, 270 nucleotides. RefSeq lists its product as uncharacterized. Lineage: Eukaryota; Evosea; Eumycetozoa; Dictyosteliales; Dictyosteliaceae. The record is from RefSeq and is a predicted model, not a curated record. Gene Ontology annotation, biological process: regulation of transcription by RNA polymerase II. The transcript has a single exon. Gene Ontology annotation, cellular component: nucleus. The annotation marks the transcript as partial.
AAAAAAGUUUUCACCAAUGUAUUAAAUUUAUUAAUGAAAAAGGAUCCACAUCAAUUAUUUUACUCACCAGUUACUGAAGAGAUUGCACCCGAUUAUUUUACCUAUAUCAAAAAACCAAUGGAUUUCUCAACAAUGAUCAAAAAGAAUAAUGAUGGUAAAUACAUUUCAAUCGAUCUUUUCACUUACGAUUUUACAUUGAUUUGUGAAAAUUGUAUGAAGUAUAAUGAUGCAAAUUCAGUAUAUUACAAGGAUGCUAGAAAGUUAUUAAUA